AUGUUCGGAAAGAUUUGUCGUCUUUACGUCCGAGUCGUGAAUAGUUUCAAUUGCCACUCUGGCAUCUCAUUUAAUCGUGAGAUUGUUAUCUUUGGUGCUAUGGGGGCAGCAGUCUCUGUGGAUGAUCCAAACGCGUCAGCGAUAUGGAGCGAGACGAAAGAAGAGUACGACCGACGCGUUGCUGCGGGAGACUCGAAAGAGUUGAUCUUUUCUAGUCUUCGUGAAAUUAUCGCGAACCACAUGAGCGAAGUGCCGUCUUUAUCUUCCAACUCCUCGAUCUCACCACGUGAAAAUGAAGAUAACACAACAAUUGAGCAGCAAAAGCGUUUAGAUUCAUUCGAUCAGACUGCUACUUUAACGCCAUCAAAUACGAUUGAUGGGAUAAUCGAGUCCGCUGAGCUUUUAGAUCAAACGCCACUCGAUAACGAUGCCGACACUGACAAUCUUCCUCAUGACGAGCACGAGAUGCAUAACUUGGUCAAUGAGAAUGAUAUUCCACAUGCUUAUGCUGAAAGGGGCUAUAAACGGGUAGUUGGACCAUCUCGUGGUGUGCAAGAUCUAGUCCAAAACCUCGCCCCUGUCUUUACAACAGAUGUAUUGACUGACCCAGCAACGCUUAAGAUGAUUCUUCGAUACGCAGAAGCCCAUAAGAUACAGAGCGGUGCCGACAUGCUUCGGUUUUGGGUCGAAAUCGACGAGUUACAACACUUGCCGUCUCACUCAUAUACACACCGUCGCCUACACAAGAUUUAUGAUAAAUUUCUCUCCCCAGAGGCACAAUCACCCGUCUGUGUGACCGCACAGAUGCUUCAAGAUAUCGAAAAAGCUCUUGAAGGAGACAACAUUUCUGCGGGAAUAUAUGCUGGAGCGCAGCAAAUUUGCUUUAUUGCACUGGAAAAAUCUGUCUAUCCACGAUUUCGAGAGAGUAAAUUGUUUCAAAAGAUGCAAGAUUUCUGUGCGCCAAUUGUCCCGAACACGGCAGUAUCCGCUAACAAUGGAUCAAAUUCCGGUCCACUUGCUGUGGCUUCCUCAGGUACUGCUAUAAAUUCAGUUCAUGUUGAGGAGACUGAAGUUUAUUCUCUCUUGGGGAUUCUUGCCCACCCGGCCAAGCUUCGUUUCCUCAAAACAUUUUGUAUGGAAGCUUUGGCCCUGGAAAAUCUGCUAUUUUACUUGGAAGUUGAGGAUUGCAAGCGUCUUCCAAACUUGUCGUUUGUGGUCAAUAAGACUCGAAAAAUUUAUGAUCGGUAUUGCUCACCAACGUCGAAGACAUAUAUUGCUAGCUUAAAUGGAAAUGGUGCAAUGAAGGAGCUGCAGGACGUUGUGGACAGUAAAGGGGCUCUCGUGCCAAAGUUGUUCCAUGAAAUCCAGAUCAGCGUCUUUGAGCGUAUAAGUGACGAAAUUUGGCCUGGAUUUUGUCGCUCACAGGAAUAUCUAGACCACUCCAAAGAGGUGAAACCCGACACAAAGCAAAUUAUGCGGCGAACUAAUCGGUUUGAAGAGAACGAGGCUGUGCAAAAGAAAUUAGACGCAUUAGCUGAGUUUCAGCUCAUUGACAUAGCCAUGCAUUAUCCUGUUGAAAAGCUGAUUCCAUUCUCUUUUCCAGACUCACGUCAAGCAGCAAAUCAAGGGAAAUUGGUUACGAAAUUUGAGGAAGAGCAGCGAUUAUCACCAGAACAAAUUUUAACGUUAUUGUUGGGCGAUCCAUUGGCCAAGAAAUAUCUCAAACUCUUCAUGACGCAACGUGGUAGCGAAGCAUUGCUUGCAUUUUGCGAAGAAGUGGAAGAUUUUAAACUCCUGCCAGGGAUCGAGUUUCUUCAACAUUCUGCCAAGAAAAUCUACCGAAAAUACAUCAUUCCGAGCGCUCGCUUGCAAGUGGAUAUGAGUACAACCAUGCGCGAUGAAAUUUAUACGCGACUGGCGAAUCCGAGCGUAGACAUGUUUAAGAAGAUUGCAAAUCGUGUUCGCCAUGGUAUGCUGCAAGACUCCCUACCGCGAUUUGUUAAAUCUUCAUAUUAUAAAGAAUUACGUCGGGACAGCAAAUUUACUGCAGCAGAUACCCAUCUUGCGGUAGUCGAUCAAGCAGCAAAGGCCGGCAAGCUUGAAUUGUGUCAUUUGGACGUGUUUUUAAGCUAUCCUGGAUGUAUGCAAGCUUUUCGCAAAUUCUUGGAUUUUCAACAUUGUUCGGAAAAUCUGAUGCUGUGGGAGGAAAUUGAACAUUAUCGACGAUUACCAAGUUAUCAGAUUGUUCUGCGUUCAGCCAGAAAGAUUUAUGACAAAUAUUUGAAUCCAUCGAAUCCACGCACUCAGAUUCCACUUGCUGUUACUCUAUGCCAACGUGUGGAGGCUCAGCUGGACGUAGCGUGUCGUACAACGUUCGAUGAGGCUGAAAAUGAAUGUUACGACCACAUGCGCAGCGUUGUAGUUCCAGACUUUUUGGAUUCUCGUAUCUUUAUGGCUUUAGUUGGGGCGUGGGCUAUUGUUCACGAGGAUUAUCCAGGUGAAAUGCUUCGAGGAGAAUUAGAAAUGGCAUUUCUUCGCCAUCGUUUCCAUCUUGUUCAAGAAGCCCGUGGAAUGUCACGUGAGACCACACUUGACAAGGGCGCAUGA
Plasmopara halstedii is the source of this 2607-nucleotide messenger RNA. Its product is annotated as regulator of g protein signaling. The record is from RefSeq and is a predicted model, not a curated record. The transcript is spliced from 4 exons. NCBI's taxonomy places the organism in Eukaryota, Oomycota, Peronosporomycetes, Peronosporales, Peronosporaceae. The coding region runs from base 1 to 2607 and encodes 868 amino acids.